AUGCUAAUGCCAGGAGUCAGAGGUGCAAUUGCUGCUGCUGAGGGGCCAAUUGAGUCCAAGAAGCUGGAAGCGCAGAUUCUGACUGGGGUCACUGUGGGUCCAGUCUUUGGGACUCAGGAAUUAUCCAUGGCAAUGCCUUUCCACAGGCACAUUCAGGAUCUUGAUCAUCGUGUGUGGGUCCUUCAGGGCCAUACCCUCACAAUGGUCCCAAAGAGGAGAAAUGUGGUUCCAGUCACUGUUGAUCUGUAUCCCUGCCAACAUCUGGAGACCCUUGAGAAGGACAGAGGGAAUCCCAUGUACCUGGGACUGAAGGAGCUGCAAAGUAGCUUGUUCUGCACAAAAGUUGGGGAGCAGCCUGAGCUGCAGCUUAAUAAAAGGACCAUAGACAAUCUUUACCACCAUCCACAGCCUGAGAAGCCCUUUCUCUUUUACCACAACCAAGCUGGCAACACCUCUACUUUCGAGUCUGCGGCUUUCCCUGGUUGGUUCAUUGGCACUGGCUCCACAGGAGAAUCUCCAGUCUUUAUGACCCAAGAAGUGGGGAAGACCCAUGUCACUGAGUUUGUGCUGACUACAAUGAGCUGA
Messenger RNA from Cavia porcellus (domestic guinea pig), 585 nucleotides. RefSeq names its product interleukin-36 alpha-like. Gene Ontology annotation, biological process: inflammatory response to antigenic stimulus; cytokine-mediated signaling pathway; positive regulation of gene expression. The coding region runs from base 1 to 585 and encodes 194 amino acids. The record is from RefSeq and is a predicted model, not a curated record. The transcript has 5 exons. NCBI's taxonomy places the organism in Eukaryota, Metazoa, Chordata, Mammalia, Rodentia, Caviidae. Gene Ontology annotation, molecular function: cytokine activity.